This is a messenger RNA of Teleopsis dalmanni, 1638 nucleotides long. RefSeq lists its product as uncharacterized. Bases 1 to 1638 code for a protein of 545 amino acids. The record is from RefSeq and is a predicted model, not a curated record. The transcript has a single exon. Lineage: Eukaryota; Metazoa; Arthropoda; Insecta; Diptera; Diopsidae. Gene Ontology annotation, molecular function: nucleic acid binding.
AUGUGCAGCGAAGCUGACGACGAAGCAUUGGAUAAUAUACUUACUAAAUUCUGGCAAUUGGAGGAAAUAAAUCAAUCGGAUGACAAAUUCACUGAUGCAGAAAAGAAAUGUGAAGAAUCUUUUGCUCAAAAUACUCACCACAAUCAUGAAGGGCGAUUUGUCGUGAAACUACCAUUUAAGGAGGAUACAACUGUUCUUGGUGAAUCCAUGCAGAUGUCGAUGAAUCGAUUUUUUAGUCUUGAACGUCGGCUGUUGAAGAAUUCUGAACUAAAGAAGGUGUACGUUGACUUCAUGCGAGAGUACGAACAUCUCGGCCACAUGGAAAAAAUCAAUCAGGAUGAUAUAAUGCAUCCACAUUACAUUUUGCCACACCAUUGUGUAAUCAAGGCAGAUAGUACUACAACAAAGCUUCGAGUGGUGUUUGAUGCAUCUGCAAGAACAUCAACCGGAGUCUCACUCAAUGAUAUCAUGCAUAAUGGUCCAGUCGUGCAAAACGAACUCUCAUCCAUUUUACUGCGUUUCAGGAAACCACGCUUCGUUUUUACAACAGAUAUUGAAAAGAUGUAUCGGCAGAUACUAAUUGAUCCACGAGAUGAAUAUCUUCAAACCAUUAUCUGGCGAGAGUCACCAGAAGAAAACUUGUGCUAUUACAAAUUAAAAACGGUAACGUAUGGCACAAGAGCAGCGCCGUAUCUGGUAAUUAAGUGUCUACAAAUCCUGGCCAGAGAGCAUGCCGUUAAAUUUCUGCUCGGUUCAGCUACACUCAGCAAGGAUUUUUAUGUCGAUGACGGUUUAAGUGGCUCAGACAGUAUCAUGGAGGCAAUUGCAACAAAGGAUCAACUUAUUAAAAUAUUGGCGACAGCUGGUUUCAAACCUCGCAAGUGGUGCGCAAAUAAUUCCCAAUUACUUCAAGGACUCGCUCCAGAAGAUCAAGAAGUGGAUCUCGAUGUCAGCAGUGAGUCACAUAAGACAGUAAAAACUCUAGGCCUUAUCUGGCUACCAAAAUCUGAUCAAUUUUCAAUAAAAACUAACGGACCUACACACAGCAAAAUAACAAAGAGGACCGUAAGUUCUGAGUUGGCGCACAUUUUUGAUCCACUUGGAUUAAUGGCUCCCGUAGUAGUGAAGGCGAAAAUAUUUGUUCAAAAAUUGUGGCAGUUAAAACUUUCGUGGGAUGAAGCUCUGCCUGCUGAAAUGCAUACUCAAUGGACCCAUUUUCGUCAGAGCUUAUGUGAAAUAAACAAUGUGAAGAUUCCACGACAUAUAUUUCAUCAUAAACAACCAAGGAAUACUCAGAUUCAUGUAUUUACUGAUGCCUCCGAAAGGGCCUAUGGAGCUGCCAUUUACAUCAGAGCCGAAAUGACUGAUCGAACUAUCUCAGUUCAGUUACUUUGUUCAAAAUCACGCGUCGCUCCAUUAAAAACGCAGACAAUACCAAGACUUGAGUUAUGUGCGGCUUUACUAGGAGCACAAUUGGUAGUAAAGGUAAGAAAGGAUUUGGAAUAUGAACAUCAUCCGAUAUAUAUGUGGACUGAUUCUGAGAUAACAUUGCAUUGGAUCAAUUCAGAACCAUCAACAUUCCAAACCUUCGUUGCUCAUCGUAUCAGUAAGAUUCAGCAAUUAACACUAAAGGAAUAG